Alternaria burnsii is the source of this 183-nucleotide messenger RNA. RefSeq lists its product as uncharacterized. The transcript is spliced from 2 exons. NCBI's taxonomy places the organism in Eukaryota, Fungi, Ascomycota, Dothideomycetes, Pleosporales, Pleosporaceae. The coding region runs from base 1 to 183 and encodes 60 amino acids. The record is from RefSeq and is a predicted model, not a curated record.
AUGACCGUCCGAAGCCUCCGGGAGCUGCUCCAUGCUACUUGCAUCAUCAUCAUCGUUUUCGCUGAGCUUGGCGAGAACAACGGGAAGAACCCGCCGGCCACCCAAGAGCCUCGGGAGGACGCAAUGAUUGGCGCGAUGGAUGCAUUCUCGUCCCUGUGUCAUCAUCGCGUGGCUCCAAAUUAG